Erinaceus europaeus (western European hedgehog) is the source of this 1994-nucleotide messenger RNA. RefSeq names its product pentraxin 3 (gene PTX3). Gene Ontology annotation, biological process: innate immune response. NCBI's taxonomy places the organism in Eukaryota, Metazoa, Chordata, Mammalia, Eulipotyphla, Erinaceidae. Bases 196 to 1341 code for a protein of 381 amino acids. Gene Ontology annotation, molecular function: complement component C1q complex binding. The record is from RefSeq and is a predicted model, not a curated record. The transcript is spliced from 3 exons.
GCGCGCCACCCUCGCUAGCCCCCUCCCCCAAAUCCACGGAACUCCCGGGCCGCGGUGCCACCCGCAUUACUCAUUCAUCGCAUUCAGACUCCCCAGCAUUUAUUACGGGCUCCGGGCGCCCGCCUCUCACUUUCAGCUCCAUCUGGCUGGAGAGCCUCUUGCUGCCGGCACUCGGGGAGACCUUUCUUGGUAGUCAUGCUUAUCCCCACCGUGCUCCUGUGUGCUCUCUGGUCCUCAGUGUCCGCGGAGAACUCCGAUGACUACGAGCUCAUGUAUGUGAAUCUGGACAAUGAGAUAGACAAUGGACUCCAGCCCACUGAGGACCCCACGCCGUGCGACUGUCGCCAGGAGCUCUCCAAGUGGGACAAGCUCUUCAUCAUGCUGGAGGACUCACAGAUGCGCGAGGGCAUGCUGCUGCAGGCCACCGACCACGUCCUGCACGACGAGCUGCAGAGGCUGCGCGCCGAGCUGAGCCGGUUGGCUGGGGGCCUGGCGAGGCCGUGCGCACCGGCCGCCCCAGUGGACACCGGCCUGACGGGCGCGCUCGACCAGCUGCUGCUGGCGAGCAGGGAAGCGGGGCGCAGGCUGGCGCGCCUGGAGGCCGCGGAGGCGCAGCGCCGGGAGCCCGCGGGGUGCGCCCUGGGCGCUGUGCUGGAUGAGCUGCAGCGGACGCGCGCAGACCUGGGGGCGCUGCGGGGCUGGGUGGCGCGGCACUGGCUGCCGGCAGGCUGUGAGACAGCGAUUCUCUUCCCCAUGCGUUCCAAGAAGAUAUUUGGAAGUGUGCAUCCGGUGAUCCCCAUGAAGCUGGAGUCUUUCAGUGCCUGCCUUUGGGUUAAAGCCACCGAUGUCCUCAACAAAACCGUGCUGUUUUCCUAUGGCACCAAGAGGAACCCCUAUGAGAUCCAGCUGUACCUGAGCAAUCAGUCCACGGUAGUGGUGGUGGGCGGUGAGGAGAACAGACUAGUGGCUGAGACUGUAGUGUCCCUGGGCAGGUGGACCCAUCUGUGCAGCACCUGGAGUUCCGAGAAAGGGCACAUGUCCUUGUGGGUGAAUGGUGACCUGGUGGCUAGCACUGUCAAGAUGGCUAGGGGUCAUGUUGUUUCUGAGGGAGGAAUUCUGCAGAUUGGCCAAGAGAAGAAUGGCUGCUGUGUGGGUGGCGGCUUUGAAGAAGCCUUAGCCUUUUCUGGCCGACUCACUGGCUUCAACAUCUGGGAUCGAGUCCUCAGCAAUGAAGAGAUCAGAGAGGCUGGGGGAGUUGAGUCUUGCCACAUCCGGGGAAACGUGGUUGGCUGGGGGGUCACAGAGAUUCAGCCUCAUGGGGGAGCCCAGUAUGUCUCCUAAGUAUUGUGAAACUCCACUUGAAGCCAAAGAAAGAAACUCACAUCUGAAACACAUGCCUUUGGGGGGACGGUCUGAAAACCUCCAUGUGUAUAAAGAACACUUGAGAUUGAUGAAGGAGACAGUGAAGACCAAUUUUUAUUUAUCUCCACAGCAUACUGAACAAACAGCUGAAGGGGAGAUAUAGAAGGAGGUUUUGGAAAUAAAUUAAAUGAAUAAAAACAUUUUUUAAAAAGAAGGAUUUUGGGGAGGUAAUGUGACCAGACUUUAUGCGUGGUGCUUUCAGAUUAAUGUGCAUCUCUGUCAGAUAAAGCUGUCAAAUAACUAAGAAUUGUAUUCUUGAACAUAAGAACAAUAGUUUUACUUUUUUCUAGUUGAUUUUGUUUGGAUCGGAGAUGAAUUUUACAUGGAAGAAUAAAAUAACCUUUGUUGUCUUUUGUUUAUUGUUAUUGGUCUGUAUUGUAUUAGAAAAAAUGAUGAUAAAACAUAUUUAUGCUCUAAUGGGACUUAACAAAAUAUGGAUGUAGUUUAUGUGUAUCGAAUGUCAUUUGCUGAGAAGAUAGGUAUAUAAGUUAUAUUGUAAAAUGGUUUUGUAUUAAUUUUAUUGAGACUAUUUUUGUAAAGCUCUACUGUAAAUAAACAAAUUUGUAAAACUA